CUUGCAGUGGAUCAGCUCCUCUCCUCAGCACCACAGCGACCUGCGAGAUACAAAGAAAGAAGGGAAAAAUGGUGAAGAUCUCAUUUCAGCCCGUAUCGGUGCAGAAGCCUGAAAAACAGAGGGAUGGAGGGAAAGAGGAAAUUAUCAUGUCUUACUCUCAGCCGGAUGAGCUCGUCCUCCCUCUUAGGCCUAAGAAGUCUUCAAUAAGUGGCCUCUGGUGUCUGAUUCCUGGCCUGGUGAUCUUCAUAUCUGGCGUGAUUAUUGUGUCAGUCUAUGUGUAUCGCAACUACUUCACCCCUCAGAUCCCUGAGGACAGUCUGUUCCACUGUCGGGUGAUGUAUGAAGACUCGCUGUACGCACCGUUGCUAGGGAGACAGGAGCUGCAAGAGAAUGUUGGCAUCUACUUAGAAGAAAACUAUGAGCAGAUCAAUGUCCCUGUGCCCAACUUCGGAGGAAGCGAUCCAGCUGACAUCAUCCACGACUUCCACCGGGGCCUCACAGCAUAUCACGACAUUGCGUUGGAUAAGUGUUAUGUUGUUGAGCUCAACACCACCAUUGUCAUGCCUCCCAGGAACCUGUGGGAGCUACUAAUUAAUGUCAAGAGGGGGAUGUACCUGCCACAGACCUACAUGGUUCAGGAAGAGAUGAUGGUGACAGGCAGAGUGAAAAACAUGCGUCAGCUUGGUCCCUUUAUUCACCGCCUCUGUUAUGGCAAAGAGACUUUCCGGCUCAAACGCCGCAACUCUCGCAGACGUAUUGACAAGCGAGAAAGCAGGAAGUGUCACAGAAUCCGUCACUUUGAGAACACAUUUGUGAUGGAGACUAUGAUCUGUGACCGGGCCUAAAACGUCAGCCUCUGCAUCUUCCCAACUCAACUGAGCAGAUCCCAAAACCUGUUCCUCUGCGUUUAGCUUUUAUUGCACUUUAUAGCACAUCUACAUUGUACAUACUGUGUAAGGCAUUAUGUCUUUUUUCCCCCCAAAAUUUAGCCAGUUUGCGAUAAAUCAACACUAGUUUGUUUUUCAGGAACCUAAUGUUCUAGGUUGAAUAAUAACUGCCUUAGAGUUAAGUUUGGUGGCUGGUCUUGUUGUCUUGGUUAAACAUGUUGAUCUGUAUAUAUCGGUAUUUAUGUAACAUAAAUGUAUAAUUUUUUUUAUUGAAAAUUGGGUUGGGUUCUUAAUGUUAGAGACUGGUCUGAGAAACUUCAGCACAUGGAAAUGAUUUUACUGACUGUAUUGACAUCUUUGUAGUGUGAGACCGUGGCAUGCACUAUGCACUGACUUAAUUUUUUGGUUGUUUGUCUGUUAGUUGGUAAGGGUUAUUGUCUAUAGAAUGGACAACCUGCUCCCAUUUCCCUGUGUUAAAUAAGAAAUCCAGAUUUUGAAAAUUGUCUUAAUGCCAAAAAGUAUACCUCAUGUUUUAGAAAUGUAUGAGUUAAUUACAUGUUAUUUAAUUAAGAUAUUGUUUUCAUUUUUCCCCCCCAAAGUAACUUAAGCAAUAGAGUUUUCUUAUCUUGGAUUUCAUAUUUUAUCAUGGGACAUUUUCAUAUAAACUUGUAUGUUUUUUGUGUCUUUGUGACAUAUUUGUGAAUAAAGUUUAUAGAAAAAUUGA
Tachysurus vachellii is the source of this 1611-nucleotide messenger RNA. RefSeq names its product integral membrane protein 2Cb (gene itm2cb). Gene Ontology annotation, cellular component: Golgi apparatus; plasma membrane; extracellular exosome. The record is from RefSeq and is a predicted model, not a curated record. Gene Ontology annotation, molecular function: amyloid-beta binding. The coding region runs from base 69 to 845 and encodes 258 amino acids. Gene Ontology annotation, biological process: negative regulation of amyloid precursor protein biosynthetic process. The transcript is spliced from 6 exons. Lineage: Eukaryota; Metazoa; Chordata; Actinopteri; Siluriformes; Bagridae.